This is a messenger RNA of Myripristis murdjan (pinecone soldierfish), 1013 nucleotides long. Its product is annotated as cysteine-rich venom protein. Gene Ontology annotation, cellular component: extracellular region. The coding region runs from base 242 to 979 and encodes 245 amino acids. The record is from RefSeq and is a predicted model, not a curated record. NCBI's taxonomy places the organism in Eukaryota, Metazoa, Chordata, Actinopteri, Holocentriformes, Holocentridae. The transcript is spliced from 8 exons.
UGAUGUCGCUUGCUAACCUUGCCUCCAGAAUGAAAAUGUAUUUUUGAUAAAACUCCUGGCUCUUUAUCCCCAUCAUCAUGAAGACGUGUCUUCAACAAGUGCCACGUUGACAAAAUGCUAUCUUCAGUCUGAUCUUUGAAACCCAGGGUGCCCUUGAGGUUGUGUGUUCAAUUCUCACGUGUCAGCGUGGUCGUGGGGUAUAUAAGACAUCUCUGGCUCUCAGACAGCACUGGAUUUCACCAUGUACACUCUCACCUUCCUGUGUGCCUUGGGCCUCUUUGCUGUGCUGCAGGUGCCUUGCACCUUGGCAGGAGAUGUGGGAGACACAGUUGCAGAGGACACCAUCAUGACCUCUGCCUCAGACCAGCAGGAGAUUGUGAACAAGCAUAACGACUUGAGGAGGGAUGUCCAACCCACUGCUAGCAACAUGCUGAAAAUGAGCUGGAACAGCGAGGCUGCAGCCAACGCUCAGAGAUGGGCCAACACCUGCUCCAUGAGCCACAGCCCUGCCAGCUCCAGACAGAUCAGCACCAGUGGUUGUGGCGAGAACCUGUACAUGUCCAGCUAUAAGGACACCUGGAGCAACGCCAUCCAGUCCUGGUACGACGAGGUGAAGGACUGGCGCUACGGAGUGGGAUCCACCAAUGGAGAAGUUGUUGGACACUACACACAGGUUGUGUGGUACAGGUCCAACCAGGUUGGCUGUGGCAUGGCAUACUGUCCCAACUCCUCGUACAAAUACUUCUACGUCUGCCAAUACUGUCCCCCUGGAAACUACCAGUACGCUGAACCCUACAAGGCAGGACCCUCCUGUGGAGACUGCCCUCACGCCUGUGACAACAAGCUGUGCACCAACCCUUGUCCCUAUUCUGACUUGUACAGCAACUGUCCCGACCUCAAGCAGCAGUGGGGCUGCAACAACAAGCAAGUGGCCUCUUGGUGCGCCGCCUCCUGCAAAUGCACCACUCAGAUUAUUUAAUCGCCUCUCCAGAUGUGGCCUACUAUAUUUCAAU